AUGGCCAUAGGCUCAGCAGCUUUCGCGGUGGUGUUAGCGAUCGCGGCGGCCGCGGCAGAGUCGCCAGCACCAGCAGCGCCGAUAGGGCUGGCCGACUGCAACACCAGCUGCGGGGGCGUGAGCGUGCCGUACCCUUUCGGCUUCGGGCCGCCGCGCUGCUACUGGCCGGGGUUCAACCUGACCUGCGACCGGAGCAGCGGCCAGCUGCUCCUCGGCGACGGCACGCUCCGUGUCGCCGAGAUCUCCCUCCGGAACGCCACGGUGCGCGUGGUGCGCAGCGGCUCCAUCAUCGACAGCGCCAGCAUCACCUCAGACCGGAACGUCUCCUUCGGCGGCAGCUUCAUGAACCACGGCUACAUGCUGUCCAACGGCAACGAGCUGGUGCUCUCCGGGUGCAACCUGGUGGCGACGCUGGUGGAGGACCUCGGCGUCGGGCCCGGCAGGUCGGGCAUCAUCAGCGGCUGCGCGUCCUUUUGCUCGUUCCGCAACAAGAAGGUGGACAGCGUCGGGCAGACGGGGGCGGGCAGCAAGUACUGCUCCGGCAUGGCGUGCUGCCAGGCGCCCAUCAACUACCACAGCUCCCCCACGCAGGUGCGCCUCAGGUGGCUGGACGCCGGGAACCACAGCGAGGCGCUGACGUUCCUGCCGACCUACGUGUUCGUGGCGGAGGAGGGCUGGUUCGACCAGAGGCCGCUGCCCGACGAGCUGCUGAGCGUGAAGCAGAGCCCGCCGAGGGCGGCGCUCGAGGUGCCCCUUGUCCUCCUGUGGGGGGUCAGGCAGGGCCUUCCAUCGCUGCCCAACUUGCCGGCCAACGCCACUACGGCAUGCUCCGCCGACGCAGACCGCGUGCUCUGCAAGAGCGACCACAGCGUGUGCGCGGCCGGAAACUUGGGCUAUACGUGCCAGUGCCAACAAGGUUACGACGGCAAUCCUUAUCUCGCCCAUGGAUGCCAAGGUUAG
Molecule: messenger RNA, 960 nt
Organism: Miscanthus lutarioriparius
Lineage: Eukaryota; Viridiplantae; Streptophyta; Magnoliopsida; Poales; Poaceae
Source: the annotation of a GenBank genome assembly